GCAGGGGUGAAUAUGGUGGCAGAGCUGAUUGGAGUUACUUUGGGUCCAAGGGGUAGAAAUGUGGUGUUGCAAAAUAAGUAUGGCCCUCCAAGGAUUAUUAAUGAUGGUGAAACCGUUCUCAAAGAGAUUCAACUAGAGGACCCUCUUGAGAAUGUUGGUGUGAAAUUAGUGAGACAAGCUGGUGCAAAAACAAACGAUCUAGCUGGUGACGGUUCCACCACAUCUAUUAUGCUUGCCCAGGGCCUCAUUGCUGAAGGUGUGAAGGUUAUUGCAGCAGGCAUGAAUCCUAUACAGAUAUCACGAGGGAUUCAGAGAACUGCAGAAUCCCUUGUCUCAGAACUCAAGUUGAUGUCUAGAGAGGUUGAGGAUCAUGAGCUUUCAGAUGUUGCUGCCAUCAGCGCAGGUAACGAUUUUGAAGUGGGAAGCAUGAUUUCUGAAGCUAUUCAAAAAGUAGGAAGGAGGGGUGUUAUCACUAUUGAGAAAGGGAAUUGUGCUGAGAACAAUCUGCAAAUCGUAGAGGGGAUGCAAUUCGAUCGUGGCUACAUGUCUAAAUAUUUUACUGAUCGAAGAACUAUGAAAGCAGAAUUUCAAGAUUGCAAGUUGCUUUUGGUUGACAAAAUAAUUACGAAUCCGAAGGAGAUGUAUAGAAUAUUGGACAUGGCAGUUAAAGGGAACUAUCCAAUUAUCAUAAUUGCCGAGGGCAUUGAGCAGGAAGCUCUGGCUCCAGUAAUUAGGAACAAACUCAAGGGCGUACUGAAGGCAGCAGCUGUCAAAGCUCCUGCCUUCGGUGAGCGCAAGAGCCACUACUUAGAUGACAUUGCUAUCUUGACUGGAGGAACUGUGGUCAGGGAUGAUGCCGGUUUGACCCUUGAAAGGGUCCAAGAAGAUGUGCUUGGGACUGCGAGUGAGGUGGUCAUUACCAAAGACUCCACACUAAUAGUUACCGAUGGGAGCACUCAAGCUGCUGUCAAGAGAAGGGUCACUCAGCUCCAAAGGCUUGUUGAGAACACCGAAGAAAAUUUUCAAAAGAAAAUUCUUAAUGAAAGGAUUGCAAGGUUGUCAGGAGGAAUUGCUAUUAUCAAGGUUGGAGCUCAAACACAAGUUGAACUGAAAGAUAAACAAUUGAGGAUGGAAGAUGCUGUAAAUGCAACCAAGGCUGCUAUUGAGGAAGGAGUCGUAGUUGGUGGUGGCUGUUGUCUUUUGAGGCUAUCUUUGAAGGUGAAUGAAAUAAAAGAGCUUAUGGAUAAUGAAGAGCAGAAGAUAGGAUCUGACAUAUUCAAAAGAGCUUUGGAAUAUCCGGCAAGGCAGAUAGCCAAAAAUGCUGGUGUUAAUGGUAGCAUUGUUGUAGAGAAGGUUUUGUCCAACGAUGAUAUGAGGUAUGGAUACAAUGCUGCAAGCAACCAGUAUGAAGAUCUGAUGGCUGCCGGUAUCAUAGACCCAACAAAGGUAAUGAGAUGUUGUAUAGAGCAUGCAGCAUCGGUGGCAAAGACAUUUUUGACUUCUGAUGCAGUUGUGAUUGAUAUCGAUGGACCAGUGGCCAAAGGAAUGAGACCGCCGAAGCAAACCCCAAAGCCAACGCCAACGCCAACGCCAACGCCAACGCCAACGCCAAUGUCAAUGCCUCCCUCUGGAAUUGGUCCGAUGGGAUUUUAAAAUUUGGUCAGACACGUUUGAUCAUUUUCUAAAAUUGUUUCACAUUGUAAAUCACGAAUCUUGAGUUGAUCAACCAAAUGGAACUCGCACAUGAAGUUUCACGUUUCAUUCGGUCACAACAUGUGACUACAUAGGUCACCAUGGAAACAAGAAAGCAAAUUCGAAAAGGGGAUACAACAAAUGCACCAAAGAGUAACCGUUUAAGUAAAUGUUUUAGGCCUUUAGUCCAAUUUUCUUGAGAACGUGAACAAGGAAAGUGUAACGGUUGUUUUAUGAUAUGUAGCUUAUGAAAUAUGUUGAAGUUGCUUUUGUAGUCUUUGGUAUCAUUUAAGAAGAUGAAGGAAAGAAC
Cynara cardunculus var. scolymus (artichoke) is the source of this 2002-nucleotide messenger RNA. Its product is annotated as chaperonin 60 subunit beta 4, chloroplastic-like. Gene Ontology annotation, biological process: protein refolding. The coding region runs from base 13 to 1653 and encodes 546 amino acids. Lineage: Eukaryota; Viridiplantae; Streptophyta; Magnoliopsida; Asterales; Asteraceae. Gene Ontology annotation, molecular function: ATP binding; ATP-dependent protein folding chaperone. The transcript has 13 exons. Gene Ontology annotation, cellular component: chloroplast stroma. The record is from RefSeq and is a predicted model, not a curated record.